Messenger RNA from Diversispora eburnea, 417 nucleotides. The record is from the annotation of a GenBank genome assembly. NCBI's taxonomy places the organism in Eukaryota, Fungi, Glomeromycota, Glomeromycetes, Diversisporales, Diversisporaceae.
AAUCGGCAAUUCGGUGAGAAGAAAGGUGAAAUCGGCGAUUCAGAAAGAGGGAGACAAAAUAAGAGGAAAAGAAGUGAAGGGAAUAAAAAUAUGUUAGAAGGAGGCAAAUUGAGUACAGAAGGAGAGUCAAAAUUAAUGGGUGAAAUUGGCGAUCCGGCAAGGAGAAGGGUAAAAUUGGCAAGAAGAAAGAGGAGACAAAACAGGAGGAAAGAAGGGAGUAAAAAUAUGCCAGAAAGAGGCGAUGGAAUUGAGAAGAAGAGGAAUGGGUCAAAAUUAACAGAAGAAAGAAGGCAAAUUGAGUAUAGAAGAAGAGGAAUGGAAUCGAAAUUAAUAGGUGAAAUUGGCGAGAAGGGUGAAAUUGGCGAGAAGGGUGAAAUUGGCGAUUUGGCAAGGAGAAGGAUAAAAUCAAUGAUUUAG